Lytechinus pictus (painted urchin) is the source of this 3312-nucleotide messenger RNA. RefSeq names its product putative aldolase class 2 protein PA3430. The record is from RefSeq and is a predicted model, not a curated record. The transcript is spliced from 5 exons. NCBI's taxonomy places the organism in Eukaryota, Metazoa, Echinodermata, Echinoidea, Temnopleuroida, Toxopneustidae. Gene Ontology annotation, cellular component: cytoskeleton. Gene Ontology annotation, molecular function: actin filament binding. The coding region runs from base 233 to 994 and encodes 253 amino acids.
AGUUGAUUUGUUUAAACGCGACGAUAUGAUCAAAUCCGGUACCAACUUCAUGGCAUGCACAGGUACAGACUCCCAGACUCAUAUCUGAUUGGAGCUUUGAUCAACCAGUGGAUCUUAACACAAUACCAGCACAUAUAAAAUUUGUAGUUUCAAUUUCUGAACAUAAUUAAUUGUAGGCUGUGUAUUCAUACCCCUUAACUCGAGUGAAGAGUUUGCACAGCAGACUUCGACAAUGGCUUCUGAAAAGACAAGAGCAGAACUCAACUACGAAGCCCGUGUUGACAUUGCGACAGCCUACCGAGCUUGUAAUUACUACGAUCUCGAUUAUGGUAUCUUCAAUCAUAUAACGCAGAGGGCGCCUGCCAGAGACCGAGAAGGAGAUGUAAUGCUUGUAGUUCCACAUGGCUUACUCUGGAAUGAGGUUACUGCAUCUUGUAUGAUCGGUGUUGACUUUGAGACUGGAAAGGUAGUUGAAGGAGAAGGUGAAAUAGCGAAAACAGCAAACGCUAUUCACCGUGCUAUUCAUAAAAUACGCUAUCCCAUUGACGGUACAGUCAGUAUUAUGCACACACACCAACCAUAUACUACCUGUUUAGCUUGUGUUGAUGAUCCAGAACCUUUCAAGUUUAGGCUUACUCAGGGCAGCAUGUUUAUGUAUGGCAAGAUGGAAUUUGAUUACAAUUACACUGGCGUCGCUCACGCAGAUGAAGAAGGAUACAGAUUAGCAAAGGUUCUGGGUGACAAAAGCAUUUUGAUGAUGGGUAAUCAUGGAGUACUUACAGUUGGUAAGAGCGCACGUAAUGCCUUCACACUUCUGUAUACGCUGGAAAAGGCCUCCAAAAUACAGGUGCUGGCACAAUCUACGGGGAUGAAAUUGCUACAAGCACCGGAGAAAGUAGCCAAGGAAGUUGCCUCAUGUCCCUUUGGUGAUGAUGUUAAUCUUUUUUUCAACGCUUUGAAAAGGCAAAUGACGCAACCAUGCGUGACUGCCUAGAUGUGAUGGCACCACAAGUUGGAAGACAUAAAAAACAGUGCAAGUCGGAUUUGGUUUCAUUACCUACAGGCGAAACGAACAGCUAAACUUUGCUAACAACAUGAAAGUUUACUAUCUAUACCCCAUUACAUGUAUAGGGCAAACUAAUAUUGUAUUAUGAUCUAUUGGCUCAUCGAAUAUUGCAAACAUUCAAUUAGGUUUUUUCAACUGACAAGGAAUGGAUAGAAUAUUGAUUAAAUCUCAUUUAAUGUGAUCCGAGUCCUGACCCAUAGGAUUGUUUCUACCCCCUCCCCCCCCCCCCCCUUCAAAAAGGAUCCUAAAUAGUGUAUCAGUUGUUGUAAGUCAGUGUAUUGUAAUCUGAAUCAUUUUUUCCAAUAUGUUGCCAAUAUGACACUUGAUAUGAGUUAUGUAUUAAACACGUGUUUGAAAAAGUAAAAAUCCUAUUAGGGGGGGGGGUGGAUAUAUCCAUUGACCUAUCCGAGAUGUAUUGGAUAUAUAAAUUAUGUGUACAAACAAAAUCCCCUUCAUGUCCUGAGCACCGCUCAACUGUAUAACUGUUGAAAUUAUUGUAAUUCCACAUGUUCAGGCGGAAUAAAAUCUCGUUUCACAUGAUAAUGAAGAGAAAAUUAGAAUUUUUCAUAUCUCUUACAAUAAAAUCAAGAGAAAUAGUGAGUGGGUCUGCUCAUUUGCAUACCGACCAGGCUGUUGAGGUGUAUAAGCAUAUUCAUAUUUUAAAGAAAUUAUAUACUAUGCAUAUCUUAAUUUUAGACAUGGUCUUGUCAAUGUAUCAAUUUUCAGCGGUCUUGUGAGCAAUCAAAAUGUAGUGAAAAAUGGAAAUAUGUAUGUAGAAAUCAUUGGUAUCAGUGUUGACUGGUAAUCUUUCUCUCGCUUUUGAUAUCUGGUAAUUUCUUUUUCGUUCUAAUUUCAUGCUCUAACUUCAAAAUAAAAAUUCACAAAUAUGAUUAAAAUAAUCAAAGUUGAUUAUCAAAUGAAUAUAAUUCCCAAGGAUACCUAUUUGUUUCUAAUAAUAUGUUUACAUACAUUUUGUGCCUGUACAUAUUGUUUAUUACUACAUUAUAUCUUGUUCAUUAAUUGCCUAUUAUUUUCAUUAUUGAUAUUAUUUGUUAAUCUCUUUGUUAACGGGGCCAGGUGGGUGUUUCAUAAAGUUGUUCGUAAGUUAAGAGCGACUUUAAGAACGACUGGUGAUCCUUUCUUGUGGUGAAUGGUAUACACCAAAAUGUUCAUUGGCGAUGGUUUAACGCAUAAGGAUCUCCAGUCGUUCUUAAAGUCGCCCUUAACUUACGAACAGCUUUAUGAAAAGGGCACCAGAUGGAAGACCGCAAAAUUGGUGAUAUGCGCCACCCUGUAUAAAUAUCAGAAAUAAAUAAACAAAUAAAUGAAUAAAUUAUGUACAGAUUAUCAACAUCAAUAUUUCAGUAAUUUUUCAUCGUAGGCUAAUUUGUCAUCUAACCCCCACCCCCGUUCAAUUAAUUAAUUGAAUUCCUCAAACGUACCUCUUAACAUCAAUUCUCAUGAAAAUAUUUUGAUUAAUUAGUGUCUAUUCUUUGUAAAUCACACAAGGAAAAUAUCAACAUAUUUUAAUUAUCCAUACUUUUAAUAUAAUACGAAAAUAAUUCCAUACAUUACAUUGACACUUUGACAGUAUAGUGAUUGAUCCAAGUGUAUGCCCUCGUUUUACAUCUUUACAGUAAGAAAAAAUUGUGUGAUAUAUAUUUCAUUUGUUACAAGUUUUGUAUGGUUUAUCAUUUAUUUUCAUUAUCAUAAGAUGUACUUACAUCGUCCCCCUUUAGCAUUGUUUGAUUGGUCAAUCAACUUAAUUGUUCGAUUCAUAAAUUAAAAAAUAUAAAAAAAUAAAGAUCAUUAACGUAUUCCAUUAUUUCAGGUCUAGGGAUUUCUACUGGUAUUGUAGUUAAAUAAAAUAAAUUGUAUGAUCUUUGUAUGAAAUGUCCACGAUUUCAUAUAAACUCAUAUUAUGUACAAAUGAUCAUAAACAAGCUUGUUUCUCUAUUCUUAUUUUCACUGUGUUAUAGGGGAAGGCGGGGUAAGUUAGCAUAGGGGCAAGUUGAGCCACCACCCCAAGGCCAAUAAUGAAUGAGUCAGACAUUGUGGUGGUGUCAUGUAUUGAUGACCCAUUACAUAACCCUUAACCCCACCACAUUGUUUUCAACUUUGAAACAAAAAGAAAAAUUUUUGAGGGAAAAAUACAAAUUUCAGCCAAAAAAGUAAAAAAGGGUGUGAAAUACAUAAGUGCUUUGUACACGCACACGUCUUUAAAUAUAAUAAAGAAAUAAGAACAA